AUGGAAGGCGAUGCAAAAGACAAUACAAAAUCUUUCUCCGGGAUACCGGAGGCAAUAUUUGUUGAUAAUGUUGAUGAAUUUAUGAGUAUGCCUGAAAAUUCUGAAGGAGUAGAAAAGGUUCUUCGAAAGCUCGACGAACAGCACGGAAAAUAUAAAUUUAUGGAAUACACUUUGAACACAAAGAGGAGGCGACUGCGAGAGCAAAUCCCAGACCUAGCUCGUACUCUUGAAAUGAUUGAAAAGCUAAAAGCACAAAAGGAAACUAUGGAAACUCAGUUUUUGCUCAGUGACCAGGUUUUUGUUAAGGCAGAGGUACCACCCACAAACAAUGUGUGCUUGUGGCUUGGAGCAAAUGUAAUGCUUGAAUACACAUUAGAGGAUGCUGAAAAUCUUCUUACCACAAAUAUGGCAACAGCUACAAAAAAUCUUGCUAAUGUUGAACAUGAUUUGGACUUCUUGAGGGAUCAAUGGACCACUACAGAAGUAAAUAUGGCUCGAGUCUAUAAUUGGGAUGUCAAGCGUCGUCAGGCGGCCAAGGCUUCAAGUUAA
This is a messenger RNA of Pieris macdunnoughi, 549 nucleotides long. The record is from the annotation of a GenBank genome assembly. Lineage: Eukaryota; Metazoa; Arthropoda; Insecta; Lepidoptera; Pieridae.